Penicillium taxi is the source of this 561-nucleotide messenger RNA. Its product is annotated as Zinc finger RING-type. Bases 1 to 561 code for a protein of 186 amino acids. The record is from RefSeq and is a predicted model, not a curated record. Gene Ontology annotation, molecular function: zinc ion binding. The transcript has a single exon. Lineage: Eukaryota; Fungi; Ascomycota; Eurotiomycetes; Eurotiales; Aspergillaceae.
AUGGAUAUCGAAGAGUUCCUGGCCAUGACGGCUGAGUACGAUACCGAGUCUGAUAAUGAGCUCAUCGAUCUCCGCUCCCUGGAUUUUGUUUCCAGCUACGACCCUCACAUUGAGUGUCCGAUCUGUCACUGCCCUUUCGUCCAGCCAGUGCGAAUACAAUGCGAUCACAUUUUCUGCGAAAGUUGCUUGCGAUCGGCCAUCACCACGUUCCGGUCGACCGACUCGGACGAAUUCCCGUGUCCCUCUUGCCGCACCCCCUCCACCCAAAUCUCGACAAAUAUACCCCGUCUUCUGAUCAACAUGUGCGACGAUAUUCGCGUUCGAUGCCCCUUUGUCACAAACGGCUGUGAGGAGCUUGUUCCGCGUGGUCACCUCCAGUCUCAUGUAGAGAAAUACUGCAUAUACCGGCUUGUGCCAUGUGCGGAUGACACUUGCCUGCUUACGGCUCGAUAUAUGGAUGUGGAGCAAGCAGAUGGAUGCAUUCAUCACUUCCUGAAAUGCCCUCGCUGCUCUGCAUAUGUUAUGGAACAAGACUUUCAGGUAAAUCUUUCUAUCCUCUAG